Gambusia affinis (western mosquitofish) is the source of this 3438-nucleotide messenger RNA. It is a transcript of the gene braf, whose product is annotated as B-Raf proto-oncogene, serine/threonine kinase. The record is from RefSeq and is a predicted model, not a curated record. The transcript is spliced from 19 exons. Gene Ontology annotation, biological process: protein phosphorylation; signal transduction. Gene Ontology annotation, molecular function: protein kinase activity; ATP binding. The coding region runs from base 43 to 2388 and encodes 781 amino acids. NCBI's taxonomy places the organism in Eukaryota, Metazoa, Chordata, Actinopteri, Cyprinodontiformes, Poeciliidae. Gene Ontology annotation, cellular component: cytosol; plasma membrane; mitochondrion.
CUUUUCCUCUAUUAUUUUCCUCUCAGCUUCUCGCAGUUUAAAAUGGCGGCGUUGAGCAGCGCCGAGUCUCCACCGCCCGUCUUUAACGGAGACGCCACGGAGCGGGAGCCGGGAAGGGAGAGCGGCCUGGAGGAGCUGGGUCCAGGUUUGGACUCUUCGUGCUCCUCGGGGAUUCCCGGAGGUCCGCAGGAGGAAGAGAUCUGGAACAUCAAGCAGAUGAUAAAGCUGACACAGGAACACUUAGAGGCUCUGCUGGAGAAAUUUGGAGGCGAACACAAUCCUCCCUCCAUAUAUUUGGAGGCAUAUGAAGAGUAUACUAGUAAAUUGGACGCCCUGCAGCAGAGGGAGCAGCAGCUACUGGAAGCCAUGGGGAAUGCCACAGACCUCUCCUGCACCACAAGUCUGUCAAGUCUGUUGGAGGUCAAGAUGGGAGGUGAUGGAGUUGGAGGUGGAGCUCAGGCUCUUUCCUCAGCUCCCAACUCAUUAGCAGUCCUGCAGACCCCCACCGAUACUGGACGGUCCAAUCCACGCUCCCCCCAGAAGCCUAUUGUCCGUGUGUUCUUGCCAAACAAACAGAGAACAGUGGUCCCAGCCCGCUGUGGGAUGACUGUGAGGGACUCACUGAAGAAAGCUCUGAUGAUGCGGGGACUCAUCCCAGAGUGCUGUGCAGUCUAUAGAAUACAGGAUGGAGAAAAGAAGCCUAUUGGCUGGGACACAGACAUCUCCUGGCUGACCGGAGAGGAGCUCCACGUGGAAGUGUUGGAGAAUGUGCCACUUACCACACAUAACUUUGUGAGGAAGACCUUCUUCACAUUGGCCUUCUGUGAUUUCUGUAGAAAACUGCUGUUCCAGGGUUUUCGCUGUCAGACCUGUGGCUACAAGUUCCAUCAGCGCUGCAGCACAGAGGUUCCUCUCAUGUGUGUCAACUAUGACCAGCUGGACUUGCUGCUUGUAUCAAAGUUCUUCGAGCAUCAUCCGUUCAGCCAGGAAGAGGUCUCCUCAGAGGGAACCACACCCGUGUCUGAGCUCUGUCCAUCUCUCCCCCCAUCGGACUCCACCGGCUCUAUAUACCACACUACAGUAUCCCCAUCCAAGUCCAUCCCCAUUCCAAAUAGUUUUCGGACCAGUGAGGAAGACCACCGCAACCAGUUUGGCCAGCGAGAUCGUUCGUCCUCCGCCCCCAACGUCCAUAUUAACACCAUUGAGCCUGUCAACAUUGAUGAUCUUAUUCGUGAUCAGGGCUUGCAGAGGUCAGAUGCAGGUUCUACCACUGGGCUGUCUGCCACACCUCCAGCAUCUCUUCCUGGCUCACUGACUAGUGUCAAAGCACCACAGAAGUCACCAUGCCAACAAAGGGAACGCAAGUCUUCAUCAUCGUCUGAAGAUCGCAAUAAAAUGAAAUCACUGGGCAGAAGAGACUCCAGUGAUGACUGGGAGAUUCCAGAAGGUCAGAUCACCCUGGGUCAGAGGAUAGGCUCUGGAUCCUUUGGAACUGUCUUUAAAGGAAAAUGGCAUGGUGAUGUGGCUGUGAAAAUGCUGAAUGUCACUGCUCCCACUCCACAGCAGCUUCAGGCCUUCAAGAAUGAAGUGGGCGUCCUCAGAAAAACGCGUCAUGUGAAUAUCCUGCUGUUCAUGGGUUACACAACCAAACCCCAGCUGGCCAUUGUGACCCAGUGGUGUGAAGGCUCCAGUCUCUACCACCAUCUGCACAUCAUUGAAACCAAAUUUGAGAUGAUCAAGCUGAUCGACAUCGCCCGGCAGACUGCUCAGGGCAUGGAUUACCUACAUGCCAAGUCCAUUAUUCACAGAGACCUGAAGAGCAACAAUAUUUUCCUGCAUGAGGAUCUGACUGUGAAGAUUGGGGAUUUUGGUCUAGCCACAGUCAAAUCUCGUUGGAGCGGCUCUCACCAGUUCGAGCAACUGUCUGGUUCAAUACUUUGGAUGGCUCCCGAGGUGAUUAGGUUGCAGGACAAGAAUCCCUACAGCUUCCAGUCAGAUGUGUAUGCUUUCGGCAUUGUGCUCUAUGAGCUCAUGUCAGGAGCUCUGCCCUAUUCCAACAUUAACAACAGAGACCAGAUUAUUUUCAUGGUGGGUCGAGGUUACCUUUCUCCAGACCUGAGCAAGGUCCGCAGCAACUGUCCUAAGGCCAUGAAGAGACUGAUGGCAGAUUGCUUGAAGAAAAAGAGAGAAGAGCGACCCCUCUUCCCCCAGAUUUUGGCAUCCAUUGAACUUCUGGCUCGUUCAUUACCCAAAAUCCACCGCAGCGCCUCUGAGCCUUCCUUAAAUCGAGCAGGCUUUCAGACGGAAGACUUCAGUCUGUACUCCUGCGCCUCACCUAAAACUCCCAUUCAAGCUGGAGGUUAUGGGGAGUUUUCUGCAUUCAAGUAAUUACAGCCAGCACAAUAGUCCAUCUCUUAUCACCUCUCAAAUGUCUUGUGUUCUUGCAAUGGAUUCAUCUAUUCCUGGAAAAUAAUAAAAAUAAAAAAAACGGUCUUGAAGAAUGUGCAAUUUUCUUCCUUGGCCUGCCAUGAAGGAGAUGCAUUCACUAAAGGUUCUUCACAACAAAGCCUAAGGACAGAUAAGAGAUUGAAGAAAAACAAGAUGCAAGAUUUUUGGACAAAAUUGGUUUUAGAUGAAAAGACGUGAACUCCAUAGAUCGGUUUGUAUCUUUGAAGCAAAGCUGGAAUUGUCGUUCUGGCAGCUGAACUACUUUUUGAUGGACAGCAGAGCCGUGCCAGAUGAAGAGGCCUCUUGUCUGUCAUUAGUCCCCUGAAUUAAGCCGGUGUUUUUCUUGAAGGAUGUUAACAUGAACAUUGUUUUUCACUUCUCACCCUUUCAUACUACCACUACCUUUUGCUUAGAGCACCGUCCAUCUGAAAAGCCAUUUUAGAGGAAUAGUUCCUUGGAAUUGUGCCGCAGGCUGUCUUGUGUUUCUUUGACUCUUUGUGAUCUUAAUUCUGCUACAGAAAAAACUGUUUUACCCUCAUGUUUGGACUAUUUCAGUGAUAAGAAACCGAAACUCAAAUCUACAGAUUUUGUUAUUUUGAAAGAAUUUCCGACUCCUCUGUAAACUUGCUGGUCAGAUCUGUUUUUCAAACAGCAGAUUCUAUUGGUUAAAGUUCUUAUAUAGAUAAUUUCCUUCUACCUUUUAUCCGACUUUGGGAUUAUCUAUCUGCAUUUCCCAAAGCAGUCUGGAGCCCUCCAACAAACUGAACCAUUCAUAUGUUCGGGAUGAGACAUCUUUGAAGUAUCUAAACUGCAGAAACUCCUCCACACUGUCCCUUUAUUCAAACUGUCCACUCGUUCAUUCUAGAUCAGUGCUUCUCAACCCUGGUCCUCAAGGCACACUGCCCUGCAUGUUUUAGGUAUUUCCUUGCUUCAGUGCAGCUGAUUUCAAUUGAUGACUGAUUAACAGGCGUUUGUUGAACUGCAAUCAGU